Homarus americanus (American lobster) is the source of this 2637-nucleotide messenger RNA. RefSeq lists its product as uncharacterized. The record is from RefSeq and is a predicted model, not a curated record. Gene Ontology annotation, cellular component: membrane. Gene Ontology annotation, molecular function: N-acetylgalactosaminide beta-1,3-galactosyltransferase activity. NCBI's taxonomy places the organism in Eukaryota, Metazoa, Arthropoda, Malacostraca, Decapoda, Nephropidae. The transcript has 19 exons. Bases 96 to 2228 code for a protein of 710 amino acids.
UUUGGUGGUGUGUGGUUGCGUGGUGCGAUGCUGUGCUUUCCUCUGACACUCUGAACAGUUCUACUCUCUACUACUUACAGUCUACAGUUUGAGGUAUGAAGCGAGGGACUUUAUUGCAGAUAUUGGCAGCUAUGAUGUCAGGAAUGGUUCUUUCCUUCCUCGGUGUCAUUCCAUCCCUCUUCAUCGCUCCCAGGAAAACCAGGGUUGCAAAUCCACUGACCCACGAGGAUAUGGAUGACGAGUUAAUUCCUAAUGAUCCCCUGGUCGAUCACAACCCCCAAGAGAUACACCAUCAAGGGGAGGACGUAGAGGCGGUCAGGUUGGCAGAGAAGGUGCGGGUGUUAUGCUGGGUGAUGACUCGGCCGGAAACCCACCAGAAGAAGGCAGUCCACGUCAAGGCCACCUGGGGGAAGCGAUGUAAUAAACUGAUCUUCAUCAGCUCACAGAAUGACAUGAACAUUGGAGCUAUCGACGUGGGUGCUGGCGAUGGACGUCAGUUGUUAUGGGGAAAGACUAAGGCUGCCUUCCAAUACGUUUACCAAGAACACCUCCACGAAUACGACUGGUUCUUAAAGGCCGAUGACGACACGUACACCAUAAUGGAGAAUUUGCGUUAUAUGUUGUCAGCCUACGACCCUGAUUACCCCAUCUACUUUGGCUCAAGGUUCAAGAAGUUCACCAAACAGGGAUACAUGAGUGGAGGAGGAGGCUACGUGUUAAGCAGAGAGGCCCUGAGGAAGUUCGUAGAGGAGGCUCUGCCGGAUGAGGCCUUAUGUAAGAUAAGCAACUCAGGAGCUGAAGACGCUGAGAUGGGGAAAUGUCUGGAUAAAAUCGGUGUUUUGGCUGGUGACUCCCGAGACAGUCUGGGGCGAGGACGCUUCUUCCCCUUCAACCCUAUAGCACACCUCACAGGCAGCGUCCCUAAUUGGUACUCUGAGUAUGUGUACUACAAGCCUGAUACGGGUCUAGACUGCUGCUCAGACACUGCCAUCUCCUUCCACUAUGUUAACACAGGAAAGAUGUACGAGAUGGAGUACCUGCUGUAUCACCUGAGGCCCUAUGGUAUCCAGCACCACGACCCGUUCCCCGCCCCGCUGCCUCCAGACAGAGAGAGUAUUCCUCUCCCGAGACGGUCACAGGAGACGCUUCGCGGUGUACGGGAUGCUGCAGCACGUGUGUUUGGCGUCUCACUUAACACCGCCCCGACACUGGUGAUAGCGAUGAUGUUUGGGUGUAUGAUAGCAAACCUCAGCCAACUCCCAUACCUAGCAAACUACACCAUUAACUCCAGGUGGACGGAGGAGCGUAUGACCUAUGAUCCAGAGGUCAAGGAUGGUAAAGCCUUGACCUAUCAUGACCACGAUGAGAAACACCACAGGGAGGAAGUUGUGGAGGUGGCGCAGAAGGUGCGGGUGUUGUGCUGGGUGCUGACUUCUCCUGACAGACACCAGAAUAAGGCAGUUCACGUCAAGGUUACUUGGGGGAAGCGGUGUAAUAAACUGAUCUUUAUGAGCUCAGCGGAUGACGCCAGUAUUGGAUCUGUCAACUUGGGUCAUUAUGAAAAGAAUCCUACGUCAUGGAACAAGACUAAGGCUGCCCUCAACUACCUCUACGACAACCACCUAGACGACUAUGAUUGGUUUUUCAGAGGCGACGACACUACGUUUGUCAUCAUGGAGAAUAUGCGUUACAUGUUGAGUACCUACGACCCUGACCACCCCAUCUACCUUGGUUCAAGAAUAAGGAGGUUCAUCCCACAAGGUUACAUGAGUGGAGAUGCAGGCUGUGUGUUAAGCAGGGAGGCGGUGAGGCAGGUAGUGGAGGUGGGGCUACCGGAUGCCACCAAGUGUACCAGUGGCAGCAGAGGGAUCGAAGACGUGGAGUUAGGGAAGUGUCUCGUUAACGUUGGUGUUACGUUCGGUGACUCCAGAGACAGUAUGGGUCGGCCUCGCUUCUUCCAGUUGAGUCCUAAGAGGCACAUCUCUGGCUCAGUCCCCACUUGGUACCGCGACUUUGCUUAUUACAAACAUGACCAGGGCUUAGGCUGCUGCUCAGACACGGCCAUCACCUUCCACUCCAUCACUCCCAGAGAGAUGUAUGAAAUGAAUUAUCUGGUGUACCAUCUGAAGCCCUAUGGUAUCACCCACCGAGACCCUUUCCCCGCCCCGCUGCCUCCAGACAUUAACAGCAUCCCCACACAGCUACUGAAGAAUAAACCAAAAACGUAAAUAUAGUUGAGAUAAGAGGUACAGAAUAGGCAUAGACCAUCUCAUGCACAUAGUGAGGUAUUGGGGAGAGCUUCAGCUGCGUUACCAACACCAUGAGAGCUUCUGGUGAACGCUCCCGGCUCUCACUCGACCCUUGGCACAAGCUGGUGGGAACUCGUCACCUGGGACCGAUUCUUGGGAGUCAUUAUUGAGUUUUUAAUUCUUGGUUCUUAUAAAAUGUUACUUAACUUUUACAUUUAGUACAAGUUGAUGUGUUUGAUUCAUGUGUGUUUUGUGUAAUUUUGUACAUGGACCCUCCUGGAAAUAAGCAGCUUACAUCUUUGUUGAAUAUCCUUGGUCAAGUUGCCUUACUGUUUACCAUUGUUGUUUACCUGCAGCACUGUCUCGGCACACAGGAAACUAAUUUAUA